UUACCAGACACGCACAAAGGAAAAGGCCAGAAGAGCGAUCCGACCGACGCAUCGCUCACACGGCCAUUUUGGAAGCUUCGGCGCUUCGUUGCGGAGCUUUCGCCUUCGUCGUCCUCCCGCGAGGGCCGCGCGCGCGAGAAAGAGCGAGAAAGAGAGAGGAGAGGAGAACGCGGAACUGUCUGAUCGGUACGAAAGUCGGGAGACGUACUUUCGUGGGUACGUCGUUCGGCUCGAUGUGCGCGAUAACAAUCGGUCGCGGGAGGACGAGAUAGCGUCGGGUCGCUCGGUCGAUUGAUAGCACGGUAAGGAGAAACGGGAGCGCGCGUGAGAGAGGACGAGCCCGUCGGCAGGUUCCGCCACUCAAACGAGGAAACGAAGCCAGAACUACCAUGGAGGACGACCAGCAGUUCUGUCUCAGGUGGAACAACCACCAAAGUACGCUCAUACAAAACUUCGACACACUCCUGGAAAGCGGGACGCUGGUCGACUGCACCCUGGCGGCGGAGGGGAAGACUCUCAAGGCCCAUAAAGUAGUCCUCUCCGCGUGCAGUCCAUACUUUGAGUGCCUCCUCAGCGAACACUAUGACAAGCAUCCAGUCUUCAUACUCAAAGAUGUUAAAUUCAAAGAACUUAAGGCAAUGAUGGAUUACAUGUACAGAGGGGAAGUAAAUAUUUCCCAAGACCAAUUGGCAGCACUCCUCAAAGCCGCCGAGUCUCUGCAAAUUAAGGGCCUUUCGGAAAGUAAAACUGCUGGCAGUAGUAAGACGGAGUCCAGGCCACAGAAAACCGUCUCACAACCUACAGCACCAUCGUUAGACAUUCCACACGCGUCUUCCGGUCUGACGAUAGAAAAGAACAAAGUUCCUAGGCAGAGUUUGACGCAAAGUUGCGUAGGGGAUAUACCAGAGGAUACGGCUAGUCCUCAGGUGUCGAAAGGGCUCUCCUCGAGGGAAGGUUCGCAAAGUCCAACAUCCAGAAAAAGAAAGAGAAUUCGAAGAAGAAGUUUAACCGACGAUAGUACGAUAGAAAACCAAGAUGCAUCGAAUUCCAGUGACAUACCUCAGCAAAUGGGUGUACCGGCUCUUGGUAUCGCGCCAGUGGCAGACGAGAAAGUACACGCAGAUCCAACAGACUCUCUCGGCAGGUCAGCUUUAAUGACGCAGUUGACGAAACCUGCCGACGAGAUGUUACAGCUGCCACUCGAAAAACCCGAGCCAAACGAUAAUCUCAUCGAGCCAAAGUCUGAAUAUCUAGAUGAUGCUGAGGAGGGCGUCGAAGAUCUGACGCUGGAUGACGAUAUGAACGACCUUAAUGACAUGGAACAGGACAACAAUCGAGCUGGACCUUCCCACGACUCCGCCCAACACCCCGCAGCUGGUCUUGGCUCAUGGCAUGUUACUGGUGACCGAAGUAAUGCGGGGGGUGUUGUGGGCUCUGUGGUAGGAGGUCCCGGAACGGCAGACGAGGUUUUUCUAGCAGCUCAGGAGGGCGUUCAGCGCGACUCACAAGAGAAAGAGUCAUCGCAAGAGACAAUAGCAUCCUCGGUGAAGACAGAAAGGCCAUGGGGAAAAGAAAAAAUAUUGAAGCGAAAAGAAAAGUCACCAGAGUUAAGAGGGAAUAGAUCUAAAAGAAACAGACGAGACUCAAGAGACUUAAUUGAUAUCAAGGAUGAGCCUUUAACGAGUACUGCGCAAAAUUCAGUGAGCUUUGUCGAAGAACCUUCUAAGCCUUCAACGAGUACUGCGCAAGAAUCAGUGAGCUUUGUUGGAGAACCUUCUGAGCCUUCAACGAGUACUGCGCAAAAUUCAGUGAGAUUUGUCGAAGAACCUUCUGAGCCUUCAACGAGUACUGCGCGAGAGUCAGUGAGCUUUGUUGAAGAACCUUCUAAGCCUUCAACGAGUACUGCGCAAGAGUCAGUGAUGUUUGUUGAAAAACCUUCUAAACAUUUCGAAAUUAUUUCUUUAAACGAUAGCCAGACCGAUAACGAUAACGAGAAUAUCGGCAGCGAUAACGAGAGCUCUCCGUCGUCUUGGACCAACUCGAAAGACGUCGCAAAAUUGAGGAAGAAGCACAAGUGCCCGUAUUGCGAUGCCGUUUAUGAGAGUCGCGCCAAUCUCGUUCAUCACAUCAUGACAACGUGCUUGUGUAACCCGGACUCCAAGACCAACAAGACUGCCAACUUCAAAUGCAAGCAAUGCGGCCGUAAUUAUAGUUACUUGAAAAACCUGAGAUACCAUCAGAAACACGAGUGCAACAAAACGGUGAAGUGCCCAGAUUGCGGCAAGGUCAUGCAAGGAUCAUUCAUUCCGGAACGUCAUAAGAUGAGACAUUGCGUGAACCACAAAUCAUACGCAGCGACACGUAAAACCGAAAAGCAAGAAGAAUCACCGGACGAACUUUUCAUAGACGACUCUAGCAUGGACUCUAUACCUUAAGUUAAACGGAACGAUUUUGAACUUCAGUAUUUCUUUUGGUUACAGUUGAUUACAGUCCGAUAAUAUGUAAUAAUCGGGCGAAAAAAGUUGUAUUAACUUGUAUCUUCAUGGAAUUUCUCGUUUAUUUCUCAUUCAUGGAAAAUGCUUUAAUUUAUAAAUUUUUAUUUUGUUUCAAAUUUGGAGUGAAAUUUGUCUUAUUUCUUCGAAAUGUAUUACAUUUACUUUUUUAGUCCGUCAUAAAUAUGCAAUGUUGCAAUAAAUGAAAUUUUUUUUCUAAUAAAAGAGAUAAGAAAUUCUUCCCGUGAGUAUGAUUAAAUCUUCUACGAUUAUAUAGAUGAGUAAAUUUUACUUGAAGCACAUGUGUCGUAAUUGAUGCGUUAGUGGUUAACUUAAUUUUGAAAUCGUUUGGAAAGAAAUAGUUGAAAAUUAAUUGUGACUAAUUUUUCGCCAUGACUCACGUUAUGACUCGCUGCAACUCAUAAUCUUUUUUAUUGUGCAUUUUUACAUUUUUGUUUUUGUGUGUAUGUGCACACGCGCGCUCAUCUUUUUGUAAUUUUGUAUUCAGUUUCUGGGUGUUGUUUGCUAAUAAAAAUGAUAAAUAGUGUGCACAUUUA
Messenger RNA from Temnothorax curvispinosus, 3049 nucleotides. Its product is annotated as longitudinals lacking protein, isoforms A/B/D/L-like. NCBI's taxonomy places the organism in Eukaryota, Metazoa, Arthropoda, Insecta, Hymenoptera, Formicidae. Gene Ontology annotation, cellular component: nucleus. Gene Ontology annotation, molecular function: DNA binding; protein binding. The coding region runs from base 390 to 2435 and encodes 681 amino acids. The record is from RefSeq and is a predicted model, not a curated record. Gene Ontology annotation, biological process: regulation of transcription by RNA polymerase II. The transcript has 7 exons.